GUAGGAAUAGGAAUAGUUGCCGGGAAACAGAGCUUUUCCGAUCUCUCCGCUUAUAACGCCACGGAGGGGAAAAACCAGGAACGGAAUCAAAUGUGAUGGGAGGCGGUUUUUCGUGUCUCUUCCCGUGUCUCAAUCCGGUCGACCAAACCCACCAAGCGGAUUUGUUAUUCACAGAGCCCCUCGACGAAACCCUAGGCCAUAGUUUCUGCUACGUUCCUUCCUCUGCUCGUUUCCUCUCACCUUCACACUCAGACCGUCUCUCACCUUCUUCCUCUCUCCGCCUCUCUCCUUCUCACGACCCUAAGACCACCUUGUUCAAGUCCAUCUCCGGCGCUUCCGUCAGUGCCAACACCUCCGCUCCUAGAACUGUUCUCCAACACGAUCAUAUUUAUGAAGAUGCCACUGACUUUUCUGCUGGUUCUGCUUCAAGGUCCAGCACCGUCGUCAAUGGCUUUGAGAGUACAUCUUCAUUCACUGCUCUUCCUCUUCAGCCAGUUCCUCGCGGUGGUGGUGACGCUUCCGGUCCGAUCGACAGGGGGUUUUUCAUGUCCGGUCCGAUUGAGCGAGGUGCGCUUUCCGGUCCGCUCGAUGUGAACUCCGCCUCCGACGGCGGCGGGGUUCACUUUUCAGCUCCGCUUGGUGGCCUUUACGUAAAAAGGAGGAGAAAGAAGGGUAUUUCGGAUAUCCGGAAGGCUUUCUACCGGAACUUUUCGGACAAGAAGAGACCCUGGGUCGUACCCGUUCUGAAUUUCGUCGGACGGAAAGAGGCACAAUCGGCUGCGGCAGCGACGACAGCUGCUUACGGUGGUGGUGAUGGUGAGUUGGAGGGGAAGAAUGAUAGUGUACAGUGGGCCCAUGGGAAGGCCGGGGAGGAUCGGGUUCACGUGGUGGUGUCUGAAGAACACGGGUGGCUCUUCGUCGGAAUCUAUGAUGGCUUCAAUGGCCCAGAUGCGCCGGAAUUCUUGAUGGGUAAUCUCUAUCGUGCUGUCUUUACUGAGCUCCAUGGAUUGUUUUGGAAGAAUGAUGACGACCAGGAUCGCUCGAUAGUUACAGCUCGGCAAGAACAACACGAUCAAGAAGACGAGGGCAAAGUUGGUAUUUCACUGACUGAACCGGUACCGGAACAGCAACCGUCGUCGCUGGGGGUGAACGAUCCGCAGGUGUCGGUGAAGCGAGUGACGUUUCAGCAGGAGCAGAAGAGCGGAGCUGUGAGGAAACCUCUUUGGGAGUUUCUUGCAGAAGAUAGCGCCGAUGAUGGGCUUGACCUUUCUGGAUCGAACCGAUUUGCGUUCUCCGUUGAUGAUGCCCUACGGGUUAGUAAUGCCGGUACAGGCAGGAGAAGAAGGUCACUGUUGUUGUCGAAGCUGAGAUAUGGUUUCUCCAAGAGCAGCAGGGAAGGUGGUCAGAGCAGAGAGUUGUUCCCUUGGAGAUACGAUUUGGAAGAGAAAGAGAAGAUUGAGGUUGAGAAUAGAGCAGAUGAGAGAACUUGCAGGAGUUUCAGGAAACGUACGGUCGGCCCCAUUGAUCAUGAAUCUGUUUUGAGGGCUAUAUCAAAAGCUCUUGAGGUCACUGAGUCUGCAUACUUGGAGAUGACAGAUAAGGUUCUUGAUCGAUACCCGGAGUUGGCUUUAAUGGGUUCAUGUUUGUUGGUUGUAUUGAUGAGAGAUGAGGAUGUGUAUGUGAUGAAUGUGGGUGAUAGUCGUGCAAUUGUGGCCCAGUAUCAGCCACAUGCGAUUGAUAGUAGUAGUAGUCAAAGGGGAGGGAAUGAUGGGGCAGAGACGGAGGGUAUUGUGGAAGAGUCCAGUGGUGGUGGUGGUGGUUAUCAGGUGGGUAGGUUGGCAAACGAGGCUCAUGCUGAAAGAAUGAGAUUGACUGCGUUGCAGCUGUCCACUGAUCACAGCACAAGCAUCGAAGAAGAAGUCUUACGAAUCAAGGAAGAACACCCAGAUGACAGCCAAUGUAUUGUCAAUGAUAGGGUUAAAGGUCGUCUAAAGGUGACCCGGGCAUUUGGUGCUGGAUUUCUCAAACAGCCUAAGUUGAAUAGUGCAUUACUGGAGAUAUUCCGGAAUGAUUAUAUUGGUAGUGCACCAUACAUAUCCUGCUGUCCUUCUCUUCGUCACCAUAAACUUGGUGCCAGUGACCAAUUCUUAGUCCUUUCAUCCGAUGGUCUAUAUCAGUAUUUCACUAAUGAGGAAGUGGUUUCUCAUGUCGAGGGUUUCAUGGAGAGGUUUCCUGAUGGAGAUCCAGCUCAACACUUGAUUGAGGAGCUUCUGUACCGGGCAGCCAAGAAAGCUGGAAUGGAUUUCCAUGAGUUACUGGACAUCCCGCAAGGAGACCGCAGGAAGUACCAUGAUGAUGUUACUGUCAUGGUGAUAUCACUUGAAGGAAGAAUAUGGAAGUCAUCUGGAAAAUAUUUGUGAGGGGUCCAAUACUGUGAGUCCACUUCAGCAUCUCUUUUGGAAAUGAGCUAAUUCAGCAUACAAUGGAUUUGCCAUCCAAUUUGGCUGGCUCCAUUAACAGAUCCAUUUUUCAUGGGUCCCAUGCAAAUUCACUGAUCUUGCAAUUGCUGGGAUGAGCACCAGGUAUGGGAAAGAACCCUGUAUGAUUGGCCGGGGCUGAUGCUAAAUAUGCAUGACGGCUGCUUCUUUUCCCAAACAGUUGCCAUGGUUGGGUUCAGGAGGAACUCUGGGAGAGCUUGUAAGUCAUUUAGCUUGGGAAGAGCUUUUGGGUACAGGGUUGGUUUUUCCAUCUUAGGAUUUUUCUUUUGCAGGGAAAGAAAAGAGGGGGGGGGGGUCUUUGGAUACAUUUGUGCCUUUUGUUUUUCUUUUCCUAUCCUUUAUUUUAUCAGGAGGAAAUAUGUUAUCAAAAGGGAGAGGGAAAAAAAGGGGGGGGGGGGGAAGGGGUUGUAUUUUCUUACCAAUCGUGAACAUUCCUUGUCAAAAAUGAGCAUUUGUAAUUUUGUAGGUGGUAUUCAGCCACAGGUAUAAAAAUUAAAUUUUCAAGA
Messenger RNA from Telopea speciosissima, 3004 nucleotides. RefSeq names its product protein phosphatase 2C 29-like. The transcript is spliced from 4 exons. The record is from RefSeq and is a predicted model, not a curated record. Gene Ontology annotation, biological process: protein dephosphorylation. Lineage: Eukaryota; Viridiplantae; Streptophyta; Magnoliopsida; Proteales; Proteaceae. The coding region runs from base 96 to 2420 and encodes 774 amino acids. Gene Ontology annotation, molecular function: protein serine/threonine phosphatase activity.